CUCAUUCCGCACUUUUUACGGUUUGAAAAAUGGCCUCAAUCGUAUUCUUCUUAGUGGCGAUUGUUCUGUCAUCCUCUCAUCCGGCAAAAGGUCUAGUCUAUCAAACAAGAGACGCCAUCAUUAUCGAAGCCGAUGAUGUCAUAGGAGACCCUAGCCCGUAUCAGUCAGCUAAUUUACCAAGCAAUGCCUUAGGGGUGAAAGAAGGAUCUUGCUUUACGAGGAGUGGGCAUCUCGGCUCCUGCACGACGAUCCGCACUUGCUACCCAACAACGAAAUGGCACGAGCUUAAUCAGCUGGAAACCUGGGCGAUUAUCUCACGUGACACGUGCGUCUAUACCGGAGAAGAAGACAAACAGGUAUCCGGAGUAUGUUGUACGACUCCAUUCGUCAAUGAUGAGGAUAGCAAGAAAAUUUACGGAUCCAUGCUGGCUGUUCCUGUGAAUCCGUAUACCGGUCAACCCAAUAACGGACCAACAAAUUAUCACUUAUGGUUUCAAAACACACCGAACAAUAUUAAAACGACAACUACGGAUUCAGGUAACGGUGUACCCGAUUUCAAACAGACCAAGUGCGGAGCUGGACCGACAAAAAUGCUGAGCUAUGACGAGCAGCGCAUAGUAGGGGGAACUGCAGCUGAGAAAAAUUCUUGGCCUAGCCUCGUAUCGCUGAGAUUAAACGGUCGGUUCUUUUGUGGGGGAUCUCUGAUUGCUCCACAUAAAAUCCUGACAGCCGCCCACUGCGUCGACAAAGUUUCAUCGACGGGAAUUAGACAAUUGACGGUAGAGCUCGGCAUGCACACAUUGAAUCCAAGCGAUGCCCAGGUAAAGAAAUCGGUCCGACAGAUAACAAUUCACAGAGGAUGGGACCCAAACACAAAUCGCAACGAUAUCGCCAUUUUGACACUUCAUUCACCCGUGACUUAUUCGAAAGACGUUUCGCCAAUAUGUUUACCUGCGGAAGGUUUAAACGAGCAAUUCGUCAGCAAAGAUGCGGCCAUCAUCGGAUGGGGGACAACGAAAUCAGGUGGUUCUUUACCGGAUGUUCUACAGCAAGCUACUGUUAAAGUUCUUAACAACGCAAAAUGCAAAGAAAGUUAUCCAAAAUUAGUCAACAGCAUGCUUUGCGCCGCGGCCCCUAGAACCGACAGUUGCCAGGGUGACAGUGGUGGGCCACUGUUAAUCCGAACGUCACCCGGGGGACCUUGGACACAGACUGGAGUCGUCAGUUAUGGAAUAGGUUGUGCCUUAGCGAAGUUCCCAGGUGUUUACACCAGGGUAACGUCGUUUAGACCGUGGAUUAAACAAUACGCAGGAGUCUAACCACGGAAUCUGUCAGCAAUAUUCAGAAAACUAACGAUUGUUUUAGACCACUCGCUAACGACUAACAAGCACAAAAAAAAAGCCAAAUCUAUUUCAUUGGGUUCAAAUUUCUUCAGAAUUGUUUUGGCUUGGAUGAAACAAAUGUUGAAUAAGGAAAUAUAGCCUACACCCAUAACCUGCAAA
This is a messenger RNA of Daphnia magna, 1502 nucleotides long. RefSeq names its product trypsin-1. NCBI's taxonomy places the organism in Eukaryota, Metazoa, Arthropoda, Branchiopoda, Diplostraca, Daphniidae. The transcript is spliced from 9 exons. Gene Ontology annotation, biological process: proteolysis. The coding region runs from base 30 to 1319 and encodes 429 amino acids. The record is from RefSeq and is a predicted model, not a curated record. Gene Ontology annotation, molecular function: serine-type endopeptidase activity.